Messenger RNA from Dibothriocephalus latus, 375 nucleotides. Lineage: Eukaryota; Metazoa; Platyhelminthes; Cestoda; Diphyllobothriidea; Diphyllobothriidae. The record is from the annotation of a GenBank genome assembly.
AUGGCUUCCCGUUUAUUGCGUUAUGUUCGAACCAAGGAGUUUAGGGACUAUCUCAUGAGCACGCACUUUUGGGGCCCUGUGGCCAACUGGGGGCUGCCAUUAGCGGCCCUAGGUGACCUCAAGAAGAACCCGGAACUAAUCAGCGGCAAGAUGACUUUUGCUCUUCUCUGCUAUUCAGCACUCUUCAUGCGCUUCGCUAUCCGAGUUCAGCCCCGCAACAUGCUCCUCUUUGCCUGCCACAUAACAAACGAGACAGCCCAGCUUGUCCAGGGUGCGAGAUUCAUCGACUUCUGGCAUAUCAAAAAUGAGGACCAACGAGAGGAGAUAAGGAAGUACUUUCUAAUGGGACCCACGGCGGAGGCUGCCGCUCAGUGA